AGCAACGCUGCGUUUUGUAGGUCGAUUUUCCACCAAACUGUCGUAGGCUGAGGUCCUCCACACGUUGCAAGUGGUUGCCGAAAUCAACAGCUUGAACAAGCAGGGGGGGCAUCUUGCUGAAUUUUGGAAGAAUUCACGUAAGCCUGCGUCUGUCAUCUCGUCACGUCCACGAUGAACACGUUCGAAGAAAUCGAGGAUCAGGAUGGAAUCCGGUUGUCCUGGAACGUGUGGCCCUCGUCACGGCUUGAAGCCACCCGAAUGGUAGUCCCCAUUGGAGCGUUGUACACGCCUCUGAAGGAAAGGGAAGGUGUUCAGGCCUUUGCUUACGAGCCUGUGACAUGCAAAAUGCCUUGUCGUGCGAUUCUGAAUCCGUAUUGUCAAAUUGACGUGCGUGGAAAGCUGUGGAUUUGCCCAUUUUGUCUUCAGCGGAACCAGUUCCCUCCACACUAUAAGGAUAUCUCGAACACGAACCUUCCGGCUGAACUAUUGAGGCAGUAUACAACAAUUGAGUAUAUUCUGAACAAGCCGCCCAGCUUGCCACCCAUCUUCCUUUACGUGGUCGAUACAUGCUUAGAUGAGGUGGAUUUGAAGGCAUUGAAGGACGCUCUUGUAGUCAGUUUGAGCUUGUUGCCUCCCAAUGCAUUGGUCGGGUUGAUCACCUACGGCACGAUGGCUCAAGUUCACGAGCUUGGAUACAGCGAAUGCCCGAAAUCCUACGUAUUCCGUGGUAGUAAGGAGUACAAUGCUAAACAGAUUCAGGACAUGCUUGGUUUGGGUGCUGUUCCGUCCAUGCGCCCCGGACAGCCGCAACCACGUCCCGGACAGCCGCCUGUUGCGCAAAAUAUGGGAGCUGGGAGGUUCUUGCUCCCGAUCUCCCAGUGCGAGUUCACCUUGACCUCGAUUUUGGAGCAGCUCCAGCAAGAUCCAUGGCCGGUCGCUAAUGAUAAGCGACCCCUCAGGUGUACGGGAACUGCCUUGUCUGUCGCUGUCGGGCUUCUGGAGGCUGCCUAUCAAAACACCGGUGCGAGGAUAAUGCUGUUUGCGGGCGGUCCACCUACGGAAGGGCCGGGUUUAGUCGUUGGACCGGAGCUCAGAGAACCAAUUCGAUCUCAUAAUGAUUUGGAGAAGGAUGUAGCAAAGCACGCGAAGAAGGCUGUGAAAUUUUAUGAAGCUCUGGCCAAGCGCGCAGCGGAUAAGGGGCAUGUGGUGGACAUUUUUGCCGGAUGCUUGGACCAGAUUGGAUUGAUGGAAAUGAAGUCGUUGGUUAAUUUGACCAACGGAUUCAUGGUUCUCUCGGAUUCAUUCAACACGGCCAUCUUCAAACAAUCAUUCAUCCGCGUGUUCAAUAAGGAUGCUGAUGGCUUUUUGCAAAUGGGAUUCAACGCGACUUUGGAAGUGCAGACUACCCGUGAAUUGCGAGUUUGCGGAUUGAUUGGUCCGGCGAUCUCUGCGAACAAAAAAAGCCCUUGUGUUGGCGAAACGGAAAUUGGCAUUGCAGGCACCAGUGCAUGGAAAUUCUGCGGCAUUACACCUAAAACAACGGUCGGGCUCUACUUCGAAGUGGCCAAUCAGCAACAACAAGCCUUGCAACCCGGUUCGCGAGGCUUGAUACAAUUUGUUACACUGUAUCAACAUGCAAGUGGGCAAUUCCGCCUGCGCGUUACCACCGUGGCUCGCAACUGGGCGGAAGCCAAUUCACCUGAGAUACCCGCAUCCUUUGAUCAGGAAGCCGCUGCUGUGCUCAUGGCUCGUAUCGCCAUAUUCAAAGCAGAGAUUGAUGACAGCCCAGAUGUUCUUCGCUGGCUGGACCGAAUGUUGAUUCGCCUGUGCCAAAAAUUCGCCGAUUACCGCAAGGACGACCCAACCUCUUUCCGCCUGUCCGACAACUUCUCCAUUUACCCACAAUUCAUGUUCCACUUGCGGCGAAGUCAGUUUUUGCAGGUUUUCAAUAACAGUCCUGACGAAACGGCGUUUUAUCGGCAUAUUUUGAAUCGCGAAGACGUAAAUAAUUCCCUUAUUAUGAUUCAGCCCACCCUCAUGAGCUACAGUUUCAACGGACCACCUCAGCCUGUACUCCUUGACUCCGUGUCUAUCAAGCCGGACCAUAUCCUUCUAUUGGACACAUUUUUCCAUAUUCUGAUCUGGCACGGAGAAACAAUCGCCGCGUGGCGAAAAGCCAAAUACCACGAGCAGCCAAGUUACGAAAACUUUAAACUUCUCUUGGAGGCGCCCAAGCAGGAUGCGCAAGAGCUCCUUGCGGAGAGAUUUCCCAUUCCUCGAUACAUUGACUGUGACGCAGGAGGAUCACAAGAGCGUUUCCUGAAAUCCAAAGUAAAUCCAUCGACAACACAUGUCAGCCCAGGUGGCUACGGCUAUAAUCAACAGGCGCAGGGAGCAUCGAUCGCAACAGAUGAUGUCAGUCUUCAAGUGUUUAUGGAGCAUUUGAAGAAGCUUUCAGUGUCUGGGUCGUCCUAGCGGUGAUGUACUACUAAUAUUCCGGAAAUAUAUCACACUUGCUUUGA
This is a messenger RNA of Spizellomyces punctatus DAOM BR117, 2522 nucleotides long. Its product is annotated as protein transporter SEC23. The transcript has 14 exons. Gene Ontology annotation, biological process: COPII-coated vesicle budding; endoplasmic reticulum to Golgi vesicle-mediated transport; COPII-coated vesicle cargo loading. Lineage: Eukaryota; Fungi; Chytridiomycota; Chytridiomycetes; Spizellomycetales; Spizellomycetaceae. Gene Ontology annotation, cellular component: endoplasmic reticulum exit site; COPII vesicle coat. The record is from RefSeq and is a predicted model, not a curated record. Bases 172 to 2475 code for a protein of 767 amino acids. Gene Ontology annotation, molecular function: GTPase activator activity; zinc ion binding.